UACUCAUACUGAUAACUCUCAAAUCGCAAAGCAGGGUUCUUUUUAGGGCUUAUACACCCUCCAGUGAGAGAGAGAUCCACCAAUUCGAUAGAUCGAUUCCGUGGCGUGGUGCGCAGGCGAAACAAGGUAUGUUGUCUGGCAGGCAGUCGCUGCUGCGAUCAGCGGCGCCGCUGUGGCGCUGCGCCACCAGCAGCGGCGGCAUCCGGCGGCGAUGCUACGCCGAGGAGGCGAAAAAAGACACGCCCACCAACAAGGCAGUGGAGGCAUUCAAAGAAAUGUGGUCUAAGGUGGCUCCCAACCUCGACUUCCCCAAGACGCCCCACGAAUCUAUGGCGUCGCGGCCCCCUGUGCCCCCAGCCAUCCCCGAAAAGCUCACCGUGAACUUCGUCUUGCCUUCCGAGGUAGCCAUGAACGCCGAGAAGGUGGAUAUGGUGAUCCUGCCAGCGACGAGCGGUCUCAUGGGUGUGCUGCCCGGUCACGUCCCCACCAUAGCCGAGCUCAAGCCGGGCGUUCUGUCCGUCCACGAUGGCGGCCAGGUAAAGACGCAGUACUUCCUCAGCAGCGGCUUUGCCUUUGUCCACGCGAACUCGGUCACCGAUAUCGUCGUCGUCGAGGCUGCGCCGCUCGACCGGUUUGAUCCCGACGAAGUAAGGAAGAACCUCGCGGAUUACAACCAAAAGCUGAGCUCCGCCACCACGGACCUUGACAAGGCUCAGGCACAGAUUGGAGUGGACGUUUUCGGAUCGCUGGCUUUCGCGCUGGGCGUCACGGCUUGAGGAGAGCUCUUGGUUACCGCUGGUGCCGGGUUUUGGUGGUGGAUGAUGAUGAUCAACGAACGAGAGAUCGUGGUGACAAACUUGAUGGUUGAGGACAUUUCCUUCGCUUCUUCUAUUUUCUUGAGCUUGAAUAAGAAAGCUCGCAGGACCUUUUUGUUGCUGGCUUGUGUAACAGAACACAACAAAACGAUUUCCUCCCUUGAGUGAGACACUGUUUGAUGAUAAAGUUGAGGUCACUGAAUCUCUUACCUUUU
Messenger RNA from Selaginella moellendorffii, 1030 nucleotides. Its product is annotated as ATP synthase subunit delta', mitochondrial. Lineage: Eukaryota; Viridiplantae; Streptophyta; Lycopodiopsida; Selaginellales; Selaginellaceae. The record is from RefSeq and is a predicted model, not a curated record. The transcript is spliced from 2 exons. The coding region runs from base 129 to 776 and encodes 215 amino acids. Gene Ontology annotation, molecular function: proton-transporting ATP synthase activity, rotational mechanism. Gene Ontology annotation, biological process: proton motive force-driven ATP synthesis.